Molecule: messenger RNA, 381 nt
Organism: Hyposmocoma kahamanoa
Lineage: Eukaryota; Metazoa; Arthropoda; Insecta; Lepidoptera; Cosmopterigidae
Exons: 1
Coding region: 1-381 (126 amino acids)
Source: RefSeq, a predicted model, not a curated record
AUGGCCCUCUACGGCUCACCUAUAUGGGUAGAAGCUCUCACCGCUCAACUCAAGUCUUUCCUGCGGAGGCCACAGAGGGUUAUAGUGGUGAGAGUGAUCCGGGGGUACCGCACGGUAUCGUGGACGGCCGCCACACUUCUCACGGAUGAUCCCCCGUGGGAACUUCAGGCGGAAGUGCUCGUGGAAGCGCACCGGUACUGUGUAACCAUGCGAAGCAGGAGGGAAAGCCCAGAUGCUGAAGAAACAAGGCGGAUCAGGAAGGUGGAUCAGGGCAGCGGGCCGGGCCGCGUUGUUCCGAAGAUGGGCGGAGGACUUGGAGUUUCCAAUCGCUGGAUCAGUGACCGUGGAGGCCAUCCGCCCCCACCUAGUCCGCUGGGUUAA